Messenger RNA from Stylophora pistillata, 2631 nucleotides. RefSeq lists its product as uncharacterized. NCBI's taxonomy places the organism in Eukaryota, Metazoa, Cnidaria, Anthozoa, Scleractinia, Pocilloporidae. The record is from RefSeq and is a predicted model, not a curated record.
UGCUUCGUUAACCAAUCAGAAUGCGAGAUUUUAUUCAAUUAUGCGAUUCUAGACAAAAGAAUGACCUUGAUUUCGAAAAUGCGCCUAGAGUUCGUUUUUUUAAACACAGCUCAAAUAACAGGGUCUUUUUCGUCUUGUUCUUUUUAGUUGAAACGACAACAAUUUUCAGGCCGUACCUAACGGUAAAUUCGUUCAAGGGUGAAGUAAAUGCGUUUACUUUUUUACUAAUAACAGUUUUAAUAACAGUUUUAUGAUACCAUUAAUUUUUCCCUUGAGGUAUGUCCUAAGAUUAAAAUUGGAUAAGAUACCUGGUGAUAGGUUUGGCAUUGAGAAAUAAACUAAUUGUUGGAAUUGAUGACUUUUUUUUAAUUAGUGCUUCUGAAAGUUGAUCCUAUUAAAGUGGAAAAUACAUAUGUACGAAUGGAAUACAUUUACUGUUUAAAGUAUGAUUAACAUAAAUUUUAAAAAAAUUGGAUUUUAAUGCUUUAAGGCACUCGGUUGCUUGAAAACUACCACUUGACUACCUAUAUUUGAAGAAAAGGCUAUGAGAGAUUAUUUCGUUUAUACCAAAACCCUAUGUGCGUCAUGGAUCGAAAGUAAAUUGAAGACGUUUUUUUCUUAACCAAAAAUGAAUAUUUAAAUCAGAGUCAAUGAUGGACCAAUAUUUGUCACACUCCAAAUGGUUAUCAGACCGGUUAAAAACUUAGUUAUAGCUGUCAGAAUAGGUCACUUAAUUUUUAAUCACCUCAUAGAGAAAAUUCGGCAAAUUUUUAGUACUUUAGUGGCCAUAGUGAUACUUCAGAUAACUUGACAUGCAUUUGGCAGAUGUCCAGCGCUGUGUGAUUUGUACAGAAGGACUGAUCGACUGCCCUGAAUCAUCUAAUUUAAAUUAUCCAGCACAGAAUUAAAAAGAACCCCAUCGUUUGUUUGGGUAAGCGGUGAUAAAUCGAGCCCAACGGGUAGGUAUGAUAACACCGAAAGUCAGAUCGAGAUUUUGAAAUGAAGUAUUUUUCUGGUAAAGAAAAUGAACUGAAGGGACUUUUCCAGUGUUAAGAUGAUGAAAGUCUUGUGCGCAAUCUCCAUAUACUUGAUUUUUUUCGUUCCAGGCCGUGAAACCAAGCAGGGGAAAUAUAAGGAAGGAAAGUGGGGAGAGUGGGGAACUUGUUCACCCAUGUGCGGAAUGGGUCAGAGAUCACGUGAACGAUGUACACAGAAACACAAACAUGAUAAUGAAUGUGCAGCGCAUGGCAAGACAACACAGACUGAACAAUGUAGCUCAGUUGCGUGCUCUUUGACGUCUUCAAAUGUUCAAGCUUGGUCUUCACGCGAGAAUAAGGCCUCAAUUUCCCUUGGAACAGCUUCAUCAGAAGUUAUGACGUCACGCUAUGAUGUGAUGACGCCAUAUAUAGCAGUGACCUCCAGACCUCUUGCCGUCACGUCCUCAGAGCUUAGGAUGAUCUCAGCCUCCGUGCCUGGAGUGAUUAUGUUGUCAACCCAUCAGGUGUUGUGGACAUCUUCCGCUUCUCUGACGCUUCUAAGACCCAGUGUUACCGAGACUACGCCCAGGAAUAAAGUACUAAGUAAAACCGAACCGCCACCAACUUCCUCAUUGCGUUCACUCUCAAUUUCUCCAUCAUUGGCCGUGAUGUUGUCAUCAUCUAGUAUGAUGUCACCGUUAAUGAUGUUUCCCUCAACUAUACUUGAGUCACCUGCUUUAGUAAUGGCGUCAAGUCCUGUAUCAAAGACUGCUGACCCUACGUCUCCAAACAAAGCUAACCAAGGCCCAAUGGAAUCUCUAUCCAGUCGUCACGCUUACUUCAAAACUGGAAGGAAAGACGGGGUCUUACUCAAUCAUCGGAUCAAGAGAAUGUGGACGCUAAGCGUGAUCACGUGCGCCAUGCUGUGUAUAAGGCAUCAGAGCUGUCAAUCAUUCAACUUUAAGUGCUCGGAACAGGAUUCAAACCAGUUAAAGGAUGUUAAUACUGAACAGCAUCCUAACUGCCAGCUAAACUCGGCAAAGCACUCCACGCAUCCGAGGGACUUCUUUUCAAAGAAAGGAUAUUGUUACUUUUAUCUAUGAAAACGACGAGGGUUCGCAUGCGCUGCUGUUACCGUUCCAGAAUAAGCGUCAUGAUGGUGUCACAAUAUUGAGCCAGAUAUCGCCAUACUAACACGUCGCCCAAUUCAACGUAAUGUGCGAACACUUCAUUUUGUUACUCCCCUCCACUUUCGAUGAUUUGCCACUAUUGUGUUCCUCCGCAAGAGAGAAACGCGUCCGUAAAAAAUUGAAUUUUUCUUUCAUUACUUAAUGCAAUGAUAAACAAUGAUUAAAGGUAAAAGAGUUUUAAAAGUUAGCUUUUAAAAAAAGGAAGUUUCUAAAAAGUACUGCCAAGGAAUUUAGCGCAAGUUAGAUUUUGACUUGAGUCAAGCAAACCAGUUUUGCGUCGCUGUAGCUGCCGUUUGAAAUGUUUACUGGAACGAUUGAAUCUCUUUUGCUGCUGUUUCUUGCCAAAGUUUUACGUUAUUAGUAAUGCGCAUGCUCUUCUAUAUUUGUAAUUUUACGCCUACUUCAAACGUAGGGCCAAACUUGUGCGGAAGUUCACGCAAGUGGGUUACAAAUAAAUAAUAAUA